CCGCUGCGUUUCCUGUUGGCAGCAGUGAGCCAAGGAAGCAGCCGCUGCAGAAGGAGGAGGCCGAGGCAGGAGCAGCUGCUCGCGGUUCUCCGCAGGUUUCCUCUUCGCCAGGCCCGGCCGCGUCCCCUUCUCAGCCCGAGAGGCCCCGCGUGCGGACCUCUCGGCCCGGUCUCAGCACCGGGACUCCUGCUCCCCUUCCAGCCAUGCCAGGGCGCGCCCCUCCCCGCGAGGCCCCGGGCACUCCGGGCGCCUGGCUCUGGGUCUGCGUGCUGGGCGGGCUGUGCGCCCUAGGCACGGCUGGGUUCCCGGGGACGCCGCGCCCCUGCCAGGCCCCACAGCAGUGGGAAGGACGCCAGGUCCUGUACCAGCAGAGCAGUGGGCGCAACAGCCGGGCGCUGCUGUCCUACGACGGCCCCAACCGGCGCGUGAGGGUGCUGGACGAGAAGAAGGCGCUUAUCCCCUGCAAGAGAUUGUUUGAAUAUAUUUUGCUCUAUAAGGAUGGAGUGAUGUUCCAGAUAGAGCAAGCCACCAAGCAGUGCUCAAAGAUCCCCCUGACACAAGCCUGGGACCCUCUUGACAUUCCAGACAACUCCACCUUUGAAGACCAGUACUCAAUUGGGGGACCCCAAGAGCAGAUCACUGUCCAGGAGUGGUCCAACAGGAAGUCAGCAAGAACCUAUGAAACCUGGAUUGGGGUUUAUACAGCCAAGGAUUGUUAUCCUGUGCAGGAAACCUUCAUCCAAAAUUUCAGUGUAGUCCUGUCCACACGGUUUUUUGAUGUACAACUGGGCAUUAAAGAUCCCUCUGUGUUCACCCCUCCGAGCACGUGCCAGACGGCCCAACCCGAGCAGAUGAGUGAGGACUGCGCCUGGUGAGCAACAGGAAGCUCGGCUGGGAAGAAAUUUGAGACUGCGUGGAAUGCAAGGAUGCUUCACUGCACAUGAAGAUAAUUUAGGGAUGCUAAACACUGAUAAGGGUUUGUUCCUAUGUUUGGCUUUGGCUACUUGACUACAUUCAUGGAAGAAAACUGGCUGUGUUUUCUGCAUGUACACUUAGUGCUGUGGUACACAAAGGGGUGGGGGGCUGGCUCAAGAAGUUUGUCUUGGCAGGGAUGAAUAUUUUAUUACUGACAUUGUUAAGAAUGGAUGGCAAUAGUACAAAGAAUGGCCCCUGCUUUGCUGCACCAGGGGCAGUGUCCCCACUGACCCCCACCCCCAUUUGUCCCCUCUGUUCCUUUGGCUGCUAACAAAAUGAUCCCUGAAAAUUCCUCUGUACUUAUGAGCUUUAUGGUAUGACCUGAUGGAUGCAAAUAUUUUGGAAGGAAAUAAAAGGGUUUAAUGCAACCUAGUGAUUCCUCAAAAGGGGAAAGGAAAAGGGAGAAAACAGUUGUAAGUGAAAAGCUGGGACAUCUUGAUGCUUAUACCUGGAGAAGCAUGAACCAUAUGUGUGCUUCCUCUGGGCAAGAGUAUCACUUACUAUGCUGAAUUUUCAGUCAGUGGGCAGAGAGUGUUCUAAAAUAGCGCUGAAGUGGGUACCAGGAGACUGUCAUCUCCCAGCUUUCAUCAGGGUUGGAAUUCCCUCACACCUUGCACUCUUAACGUCUUCAGGUAUUCAAUGCACUGGGCUUUCCUUGCCAUAGCCUUCCUGGGACUCUUUUCCACAACCUCUGUCUGUCUGACUUAUGCUCGUCUUUCCCAAGUAGGCUUGCACAUAACCUUCUGUGAGAACUGCUUCUAAGCCUAGGUGAGUUGCAUUUGCAGCCUGAGCAUGCUUUUCUCAUGACACUUAUUAUGCUCUGGGCCAAUUUCCUGCCUCCUGGACCCCAUCUUCUGCUAUUCUGGCUAAGAGUCCCCUGAGUACGGGUACCAUAUCCUGUUUUCUUCUAUAUCCCCAAACAAGUGCCUGGUACACAGUGAGUGCCCUCAACGUUUGCAAAGUGGCAAAUGCUUCCCUCUCUGGUCCUCAGUUUCCUCAUCAAGUGGGGUUGAAUUUGCUGAUCACUGGGGAGAUUUCCAGCAAUGCAAUUUAUUUUAGAUUCUCACGAUAUUGUGUUUAAUCCGGCCAACUAUCUGGAACUAUCAGGCAAACUGUACUAUACCUGUAUUAUGCUGAAAACAAUCUGUAUUACUCACAGUUUAUCUAUAUGAAUAAACAAAUUUAAAAGCAUUCUUUGAGCUAUUUGCUUUUGUAACAGCUCUAAAUGCCCUUGAUUGUAAGGGAGUUGAAACAAUUCUCUAAUGAAUCAAUAAAGUGCUUCAACAUGA
Chinchilla lanigera (long-tailed chinchilla) is the source of this 2264-nucleotide messenger RNA. It is a transcript of the gene Epdr1, whose product is annotated as ependymin related 1. The transcript has 3 exons. Gene Ontology annotation, cellular component: lysosome; extracellular region. Gene Ontology annotation, molecular function: calcium ion binding. Gene Ontology annotation, biological process: cell-matrix adhesion. The record is from RefSeq and is a predicted model, not a curated record. Bases 204 to 875 code for a protein of 223 amino acids. NCBI's taxonomy places the organism in Eukaryota, Metazoa, Chordata, Mammalia, Rodentia, Chinchillidae.